Paramecium sonneborni is the source of this 1327-nucleotide messenger RNA. The record is from the annotation of a GenBank genome assembly. NCBI's taxonomy places the organism in Eukaryota, Ciliophora, Oligohymenophorea, Peniculida, Parameciidae.
AUGGAGGCUUUUUAAUUAAAAUUAUAACGAAUGAAAAAUUACAAAUAACAACUUUAAUUCUUAUUGUAAAAAUCUAUUGCAAGUCCACAAUUUAGAUAAUUAUUUCUUGAAUAUGAUCAAUAUUAAAUGAUAGUUUAAGUAUUAAUAGAUGCUAAAUCAGAUAAGAUUAGUCUAAUUAAAUAACAAUUAAGAUUAUUUGGAUUAUUGGCUGAACGUGCAUAUGAAAACUUUAGUUCUUAAUUACCAAUCAUAUUCAAUCAUUUAUUAAAAAGAAUUUAAGACUUUGAAUCAAUGAAUUGUGUCUAUACAUAGGUUGCUGAAAUUAUUGGAAAAAUAGUCAAGCAUCGUUGUUAUAAUUAAGAUAUAUAUAUUAAAUAGCAUUUUUAAACCAUUAAUGAAUCAUUUAAAUCAAAACCCAUACCAUUCAUUAUGUUUAACUAAAGUUGUCUAAUUUUUAUCAUUACAAAUCUUAGAAUAAAAUGCAUUGUUUCUAUUUAGAAAAUUCAUCUCAUUGUUAACUUAAUAAAAUGGAAAAGUAUAAAUUUUAAAAGGAAUAGCUGCUAUUAUCCUAAGUGUAGAAGAAUAAUCUGAGUAAGAAUAUCAUUUUAACAUUAUUUUAGUAUCUUUGCUGAUGAAAUUAUACCACAUUUGUAAUUGUUAUUGUAAAAUUAAUUAUGGUAAGUAAAGAAAAUGGCUUUGAACAUUCUGUAUUCUCUUGUUGUCUUAUAAAAAGAUAAAAUUUUAGAACAUUAUUUUUUUAAAGAUUUAAUGUAUGAAUUAAAAUCGAAUAAAGUAAUUAUUAACUUCGAAUUAAUUGGAUUAAAUAAAUAAAAGAUUCAGCUAAUUUAAUAUUAGAUGUAUUAUAUUAAGAUAACUAUAAUUAUACUUCUGUUGAAAGAUAUAAUAAUUAUGUAUGUUAAAAUAAAUCAUAAUCUUAAACUUAAAUACAUAUUUCAACAACUAAUAAAUAAUAAUUAUCUUGUACUACAAUAUCAAAAUAGCCUUAAACUCCUUCUUAAUAAUAAAAUAACAGAUUAUCUUAAACAAAUGUACAAACUAAUUAAAUUAGCACACAGAUGAAAAACUUUAGUUAAUUAUAGAUGCAAUCUUAUUUUUAAGUGGGAUAUUAAGAUUAAAAGGAAUUUGUGAUUCUAUAGAAAUUUAACAGAUUGAUUCAAUUUUAAGUAGAUUAAAUGAAAGAGAUAGUUAUAAAUAGCCUAUUCUGAAAUUUUCAUAAUGUGCAGAUUCUGAAAGCUUCAUUAGCAAAGAAGCUGCUGAAAUUUUGAGAGAAUUUAAAGAAAAGUAAAUAUCAGAAUAUUUAAGAUGA